AAAAACACAAAAACGUAAAAUUUGCAAUUACACAGCUGAAAAGGUACGGACACAUUUCCAAUCGCUGCUCGCCAUUGAUCGGUCACUCUCAAAAGCAGCGAGCCCCACUCUUUUGACUCACCCUUGUUUAUCUUUGUUUCUGUUCUCACUUUACGUUUUUUUCCGCCGGAUUAAUAUAUAAACGGUAACAAAAAAAAAACGAACGGUUACCUGAUUGUUGAUUAGCUGCAUGAGAUUGAGUACACUCGGUUUAAUCAGGAAUUUACAGUGUUUUUUGUGUCGAAUGAUCGAUUGAUGGAGAUUAACACUGUACCGGGUCGACUCGUUGGGUCGGAGAUUCAUGGAUUCCGCACCAUGGAAGAUUUGGAAGUUGGCGCUAUGUUGGAGGAAGCUAAGUCAAGAUGGCUCAGACCAAACGAGAUUCACGCCGUACUCUGUAACCACAAGCAUUUCACUGUCCAUGUCAAACCUAAGAACCUGCCAAAAAGUGGCACAAUUGUGUUGUUUGACCGUAAGAUGCUUCGGAAUUUCCGGAAAGAUGGCCAUAACUGGAAGAAGAAAAAAGAUGGAAAAACUGUUAAAGAAGCUCACGAACACCUAAAAGUUGGCAACGAGGAAAGAAUUCAUGUAUACUAUGCACAUGGGGAAGACAGCCCAACUUUUGUUCGGAGAUGUUACUGGCUACUUGAUAAGUCCCUGGAACAUAUUGUCCUUGUGCACUAUCGUGAAACUCAAGAGUUGCAGGGCUCCCCAGCCACACCGGUAAAUUCUAACUCCAGUCCCGCUGUCUCUGACCCGUCUGCUUCUUGGCCUUUGUCAGAAGAAUCUGAUUCUGCAGGACACCAAGUAAAUUAUGGCAGCAGCAUGUCACCUUUAGAGCGUAAUGACAGUAUGACCAUUAAAAAUCACCAACAGACACUUCAUGAAAUAAAUACCCUUGAAUGGGAUGAACUUGUGGUGCCAGAUGAUCUCGACAAGCUGAAUUCACCAGAAGAAGUACAAUUUGCAGGAUUUGAAUUGGCAAAUCAAUAUCAGACGAGCAAUAACAGAACUAAUGAUGAUGCUGUAUCAACUAGUAAGGUAACACCGCAAAGUUCCGGGAACAGUUUCUAUGAACAAGUUGGUAAGAGUAAUUCGAUGAACCAUAAAAAUUCCAACAACUUAUCAUACCAGACCGUGGGACAUGAGAUGAAUGUACAUUCGGAAACUAUGAUUUCUGGACUUGGUACAUUAAGUGGAGCUAGUUCUAUAUAUAAUUUGGCCAAAGAUGGUUUGCAAGCACAGGAUAGUUUUGGAAGGUGGGCAACAUAUGACAUUGACAAUUCUCUGGAAUCAUUGGUUGAUCAAGAACUGGAAUCAUCAGUUUUAAAUGGACAUCAGUCUUUCUCAUAUCAGAAAAUUGAUAAUCAUCAACCAUCUCCACCCGGGCAGAUAUUCAACAUAACAGAUAUCUCUCCUGCAUCGGCUCUUUCAACGGAAGAAACUAAGAUCUUGGUAAUUGGGUUUUUUAGUGAAGGACAGCUACCUCGGACAGACUCCAAAUUGUACCUUGCGUGUGGAGAUUCUAUUUUUCCACUAGAAAUUGUCCAAGGAGGAGUAUUUCGCUGUCUAAUUCCGCCUCAAACUCCUGGAUCAGUGAAUCUCUAUAUGACAUUUGAUGGGCAUAAACCAAUCAGCCAAGUCCUAACUUUUGAAGUCCGUGCUCCUGUGCAGCCCAAUCGUAUGGUUUCUUUUGAAAAUAAGACUGAUUGGAAAGAAUUUCAACUUCAGCUGAGGCUUGCUCAUUUAUUGUUUUCAUCAGCAAAGGGGCUGAGUAUUUAUAACACUAAAAUAUCCCAAACUGCUUUGAAGGAAGCCAAAGCUUUUGCUCAAAAAACUUCACAUAUCUCUAACGGUUGGGUGUUUUUGAGCAAAAUGAUCGAAGAACGGCAAAUGUCUUUUCCCCAGGCAAAAGAUCAAUUGUUUGAACUAACAUUACACAAUAGGCUACUGGAAUGGUUGCUAGAAAAAGUGGCAGCAGGGUCUAAAAUUUCUGAGCGCGAUGAACAAGGUCAAGGUGUAAUUCAUUUGUGUGCCAUCCUAGGUUAUACAUGGGCAGUUUACCCGUUUUCAUGGUCUGGCUUAUCAUUGGAUUAUCGAGACAAACAUGGAUGGACAGCUCUACAUUGGGCUGCGUAUUAUGGAAGGGAGAAAAUGGUGGCGACACUUUUAUCUGCCGGGGCAAAGCCAAACUUAGUCACAGAUCCAACCUCACAGAACCCUGGUGGAUGCAAUGCUGCCGAUCUUGCUUCUACAAACGGUUACGAUGGGUUGGCAGCUUAUCUUGCCGAGAAGGCUUUAGUCGAACAAUUCAAAGAAAUGACAGUGGCUGGAAAUGUUAGUGGGUCCCUCCAAACUUCCUCGAACGAGCCCAUAAAUCCUGAAAAUUUCACUGAGGAAGAGUUGUACCUUAAAGACACUCUUAUAGCUUAUAGAACAGCUGCUGAUGCAGCUGCACGUAUAAACGCUGCAUUCAGGGAGCACUCAUUCAAAAUACGCAAACAAGCGGUUGAGUCAUCUAAUCCGGAGAUUGAAGCACGUAAUAUUGUUGCAGCGAUGAAGAUCCAGCAUGCUUUUCGCAAAUACGAGACACAUAAAAAGUUGGCUGCUGCUGCUAGAAUCCAAUAUAGAUUUCGUACAUGGAAGAUUCGCAAGGAUUUCCUGAACAUGCGUCGUCAGGCCAUCAAAAUUCAAGCUCAUUUUAGAGGUUUUCAAGUGAGGAGGCAUUAUCGGCAAAUCGUUUGGUCAGUCGGGGUACUCGAGAAAGCAGUACUUCGGUGGCGUCUGAAGAGGAAAGGCUUCCGCGGGCUUCAGGUCCAACCCGAGACAGCUGUCGUUGAUCCAAAUCAAGAUGGUGAAGUCGUGGAAGAAGCAUUCUUCAGAGCUAGCAGAAAACAAGCUGAGGAUCGUGUUGAGAGAUCUGUUGUGAGGGUGCAGGCUAUGUUUCGUUCAAAGCAGGCGCAGGAAGAGUAUAGAAGGAUGAAAUUAGAACAUAGUAAAGCAAAGCUGGAGUAUGACGAACUUCUCCAUCCCGACGAUGAAAUGGGAUAAGAAAUGCAAGAUCGAGCGAUAACGAAACCAUUAGGAUAGAAGCAUAUGAAUUGUAAAUCUUGGUAUCUAAGGUGGUGUUUGCAAAUUAUUAUUUAAAAGUAGAAGUUAGCGAUUGUGAGUUAAGUCA
Messenger RNA from Erythranthe guttata (spotted monkey flower), 3217 nucleotides. RefSeq names its product calmodulin-binding transcription activator 5. Gene Ontology annotation, cellular component: nucleus. Lineage: Eukaryota; Viridiplantae; Streptophyta; Magnoliopsida; Lamiales; Phrymaceae. Gene Ontology annotation, molecular function: protein binding; transcription coregulator activity; double-stranded DNA binding. The record is from RefSeq and is a predicted model, not a curated record. Gene Ontology annotation, biological process: regulation of transcription by RNA polymerase II.